Messenger RNA from Nyctereutes procyonoides (raccoon dog), 606 nucleotides. RefSeq names its product UBX domain-containing protein 1-like. Gene Ontology annotation, molecular function: protein binding. NCBI's taxonomy places the organism in Eukaryota, Metazoa, Chordata, Mammalia, Carnivora, Canidae. The record is from RefSeq and is a predicted model, not a curated record. The transcript has a single exon. Bases 1 to 519 code for a protein of 172 amino acids.
AUGGAAGGGGAACAAGAGUUGUCAGCUGCUAGGCAGUGGCUGCAAGAAGAUGAGAUGCGCCGGGCUGCUGAGGAGAGGAGGAGGGAAAAGGCUGAAGAGUUAGCAGCCAGACAGAGAGUCCGAGAAAAGAUUGAGAGAGACAAAGCAGAGAGAGCCAAGAAGUAUGGUGGUAAUGUGGGCUCUCGGCCGUCUCCACCAACAGAGCCAGGGCCGGUUCCAUCCUCUCCCAGCCAGGAGCCUCCCUCCAAGCGGGAGUAUGACCAGAGUCGCAUACAGGUCAGGCUGCCAGAUGGGACUUCACUGACCCAGAUGUUCCGGGCAUGGGAACAGCUGGCCGCUGUGAGGCUCUAUGUGGAGCUCCACCGUGGAGAAGAGCCUGGGGGAGACCAGGACCCUGUGCAGUUGCUCAGUGGCUUUUCCCGGCGGGCCUUCUCAGAGGCUGACAUGGAACGGCCUCUGCAGGAGCUGGGACUUGUGCCUUCUGCUGUUCUUAUUGUGGCCAAGAAAUGUCCCAGCUGAGAGGCCUUUAUCCCACCAUCUCUCUCUGACCUCUUCAUCUUUGAUAAAGCACUGACAUCUCCUUCCUAAUAAAUAGACCCUGAGUUC